AUGUCUGAAUCCUCUCACCUUUUCCGUUCUUUCACCCACAGGCGCGCCAAGAAGUCUGGCGACAAUGCCCCGGGCAUGCCGUCGCGCAGCUUUAGCACCAAGAAGUCUUCUGGCAGUGGCAACCGCGUCCAGAUCUCCGCUCCCAUGACGCUGCUCUCCACCACCAACAUGCUCUCCUACAAUGCACCGGACAUCGGAAAGAUUACUCCUAACGUUCCUCCUGCCAUGCAACACCGGUACCCUUCCUCGGAAUCCACUACUCCAGGGUCCACCCGCUCGGCUGAAGAAUCGGAUCGCAGCUCGACUGGCUCCAGGGGUGUCUCCACGGACGCUUCCUCUCUCGAUUCCGUGCCUACUUCGCCCGAAGGCAACCACUUGACUGGGUUCUUCGACGCUGCGCAGAAAGCCCAGAAGGAGAGGGUUCAGCUACACAUGUCUUCUUCUUCCUCGGGUUCACACCGCACACAAUCGUCGACGUCUUCGAGGAUGAACCACAGCAGCAAGUCUUCGUUUGACACCCACAGAUCUUCGGAAUCCUCGACUUCCCCGGCUAUUCCUCAGCGUGCCCGGUCUCACAGCAAGGAGGCGCAUGAACUCAUGGCGCGCAAACGGUCGAUCCGCAACAUGGGACCACCCAGCACCCUUCACAGCCGCAGCCCGUCCACGAACGAGCAGCGCGCGUCGGUCGACAUGUUCAGGAGCCACGUCGAUUCAGCCCAUCCGUUUGGCAAGGAGCUGGAGCAGCUUAACGAGGUCGUCGAGGAGCUCGGCGGCGUCAUCCGCGACGUAGUUUUGGAUGAAGACACAAGACACAUGCAGGAGAAGGGCUUGGUGAAGUUCUGCGUGUCGGAUUAUUUGGCGGAAAUCGAUUCCGACGAGGAGAAUGAGUACGAGAAGCACCAAUUCGCGUCGGCGGCCCCGCCCGCGGGGAUGACGUGGAUUUAA
Messenger RNA from Aplosporella prunicola CBS 121167, 945 nucleotides. RefSeq lists its product as uncharacterized. The transcript has a single exon. NCBI's taxonomy places the organism in Eukaryota, Fungi, Ascomycota, Dothideomycetes, Botryosphaeriales, Aplosporellaceae. The record is from RefSeq and is a predicted model, not a curated record. Bases 1 to 945 code for a protein of 314 amino acids.